CCGCCCAGCCUGUCCCAGAGAUCAAGGCUGGGAGGCAAGCAAUAUAUUUCUCCUGCGCAUGCUCAAAACAAUUUCACUACGCAUUUCUGCGUGCUUAGAAUUUAGAUGGGUUUGUUCUUCGUGGUUCAAUGGCUUUUGUUAGGAAUCAAGCAUUUAACUCUUGGGAUGAUUUCUUUUCUGCUUGCAAGGAGUAUUGCGACACAAAUUUUCAGCCCAUGGUGAAGAAGGGUUGUAAGCUAACGAGUGUGGCCAAUGCUAAAUUACAAAAUGGACAAAGACCGUAUCCAGAACGCUUUAAAUAUACAAAUUAUAUCUUUUUGUGCACCCAUUCUGGUACUUUCAAAUCAGAAGGUGAAGGAAAGAGGAAAACAGGCUCAAAGAAAUUUGGAUGCCCUGGGAAAAUUUAUGCAGCUCUAAACAGGGAGAGGACCCAGGUUGUUAUCAAGGAAAUCGUGAACACCCACAAUCAUGACAUUGGUCCUGAACUUUACAAGCACUAUGUGCUAAACAGGCAGCUGAGUUCGGAGGAGAAGGCCCAGGCCUGUGAAUUGACCAGGCUGGGUGUGGACAUCAAUGUUGUGCAGCAAUUGAUGCUGAAAACCACAGGCAAGCCAAUCACAACCAAAGAUGUAAGGAAUCUGAAGACACACAUGAAAGUGGAGGGAAAAGGAAUGGCCAGUCUGCUUAAAGAUGGUGUAAAUACUCCAAUCUCUCUGAAGGGAUUGUCUAGUAAGGAGCAAGGCUUUAGUGUAUCAGCAGAGAGUAUGAUAGAUACCAAGCCAUUUGAUGAGACAAGUCCUCCAGUGUCAACAUGUGUGUUGCGUGAACCAUGUGUUUCUGUGAAUGCAGAAACUAAAGCAGAUCUUUUAGCUGUUUCACAAACAAAGGAACACAAUUAUUUAAUGAUGAAAUCCCAAGGGCUUGUGGCUGGAAAUUUUGAAUCUUUACUUGACUUUUUUAUAGAACCUACUGACCCUCUUCUGAAUGGAUUUAUUGUACGAAGCAUGCAUAUCAGCACUGUGAAAAAUUAUACUUAUAAGUGCAGACAAAUAGCACAGAAACUAGGACUUUGUGAUUCAGUAGUUUUUCAAACAUUUUUUUCUGCUAUUGUUAAACUAAUGAAAAAUGUCAAGUUAUUUAGAAAAUGUUUGAGUAGAGAUUGGCACAAGCUUGUGGAUCUUCUCAAUACACCUUUUACAUAUAUUACUUAUAACAAUUUGGGUAGAGUAAAAAGUACUGUAAUUAGUGUAACACCAACUGAGGAUUCCCAUACCAGCAAUCUAGAGCUUGUAGAAGUAGAUACAGCUGGUAUGGAGAUUUCUUCUACUCAGGAAGAUGGCCCCAAAGUGGCAAUUGAGGGUGUGAUGAAAACUAGUCAACCAGGUGUGCCAGGUUUUUUCAAAUCUGAAAUUAGUGUAAAACCAACUGAGGAUUCCCAUACCAGUAAUCUAGAGCUUGUGGAAGUAGAAGUAGAUACAGCUGGUAUGGAGAUUUCUUCUACUCAGGAAGAUGGCCCCAAAGUGGCAAUUGAGGGUGUGAUGAAAACUAGUCAACCAGGUGUGCCAGGUUUUUUCAAAUCUAGUGAUCAUCCACGUUUUUCUACUGCUGGUAAACAAAUGACAACUGCGGAAAAUAAACGUAGCAUAAUGGCCAAACAUAGGUUACAAAGACACAGUUGUUCAAAGUCUCAUAUAAGCAACCAAGCACUGCUGAAGAGUAAAAACAAAAUUAGAGACCGUAGAAAAAAAUGUCUCACUCUGCAUUCACCUAAAAUAGAAAACUUGCAACAAGUUUUAAAGAUCAAAUCCCUAGCAAUUGAGAUGCUGAUGAAAUCUGAAUCAACUGAGUUGAAAACAGCUUUUUAUGAUUGGGAGAAAAGUGUACAGGACACCACAGAUUUAUAUGAAGGAUUACAAAUGAAACACACCAUAUUGCAAAAUAAAAUGAAGUUACUAGAGGAAAAAAAUGAGCAAAAUUUGCUUGCUUUUGUAAGCACGCUGAAAUCAAACCACACUGAAUUAAGGAGGCUGAAGGCAGAAGUUGCCAGUCUGAAAGCAGAAAAUAAAAAGCUGGUAGAAGAAAACAAUACACUGAAUGAUAAGCUUUCUACUGAGUUAAUUUUACCUAUUGUUUACUUCAAUCCAAUAAAAUAAGUUUGAAUCCACAAUAGAGUAAGUUGUUUAAAACUGUUAUGCAAAUUGUCAGGUUUUGGCUAAGUUUGUGGCCUUAACUGAAUUGAUCAGUGAGAAAGGUUAACUACUCAGGCCAAUGCAGUUAUGAAUGAAGAAUAAAUGUAUCUAAAAUUGUACAUACUUAAUUCAAAUAAUUGGUAAAUGCUUAUGACUGCUAGCCCAAAAAAACUCGAGUUCCAAUCUCUGCUUUGAGUCAGAAGGUUGUCUCCACCAAGCUCUGAUGGGUACCUGAGUCACAGUAGGGAAACUAAGGCAGCUGGACCAUCCCAUGUGUAUCAGCUCAACGACUCUUGAGAUUCUCUCCAAUUAUGUCAAUAUAGAAUAAGACCCUUACGUAGUUUCUCAGUCGUGAGUGUCGUUGAGAAUAAAACCAUCAGCUGUUAUAUAAUUAGAGUAUAAACAAAGAAUCAAAUGGAACAAAGUUUAUAGCCUUAUUCUAUACGGACACGGUCAAUCAGCUGCUCAACAGCUGUCGUUGAGAAUAGUGUGGGAUCGGCUGGCUGGACAUAGUGCUGACCACACAAACCUCUAAAUUCUGAGAUCAUUUAAACUCUGAAACAUAAGCUCCACUUCAUCUACCUCAUGUGUCUUGUGAAGGAACAGGAAACCAGGAUGAUGAAUUGCUAAAUAGAUAGCAGCUAUUAAGAGUGAAAGAAUGUACAAUAACUGAUUAGUGCUUUCUUUGUCAAUAAAGACAAAAUAUUAUUUUAGAUGUAGAUAAAUAGAACACACAUCAUGAAGCACUGACUUAAAGCAUUUGACUUGAUUAUUUUACUGGUACACUUGAUUCUUUGACUUGACUUG
Molecule: messenger RNA, 2996 nt
Organism: Physella acuta
Lineage: Eukaryota; Metazoa; Mollusca; Gastropoda; Physidae
Source: RefSeq, a predicted model, not a curated record